Molecule: messenger RNA, 2144 nt
Organism: Salvia hispanica
Lineage: Eukaryota; Viridiplantae; Streptophyta; Magnoliopsida; Lamiales; Lamiaceae
Product: M phase phosphoprotein 10
Biological process (GO): rRNA processing
Cellular component (GO): nucleus; Mpp10 complex; small-subunit processome
Source: RefSeq, a predicted model, not a curated record
UUCUCUCUUAAACCCUAACCCCUAAAAGACUUACAACCACCGCGCCUCCGCCAUCGCCAUUACCAACGGCAACAUGGUCUCAGUCGCUAACGGUGGAGAAAAUCAGGCUGGUGUGGAGGCUCUUCAUCGUCUUGCAUCCACAGAGCCGGCGCUCUACUUAACUCAAUCGCCUGAGCUGUCCAAGUCGGCUCGUUUAGCCUCGGAGAGCUUAUUCGCUUUCCUUAAUCCUUAUGUUCCUAAACCUCUAUUGAGUCGUCUCUCAACGCAAGGCUUUGAUGCAGAACAGAUAUGGCAGCAAAUUGACCUCCAAGCCCAGCCCCUGCUCUCCUCCCUCCGCCGCCAAGUUAGGAAUUUCGAGAAGAAUCCAUCGGAAAUCGAAAAGCAAUUCAAUUUGGAUAGAGAUGGCGUAAAAGAAGAUGAUUUGCGUGUAGAUGGAAAAAUUAAAGAAAACGAUAGCAUAGAAAGUGAAAGUCAGGAUUUUGAUGAUGAUGAAGAUGAUGUUGAUGAGGACGAGGAGGAAGAUGAUGAAGAUGAAGAAGAAGGGAAUGAAGAUGAGGACGAGGAGGAAGAUGAUGAAGAUGAAGAAGAAGAAGAAGGGAAUGAAGAUGAGGAUGAGGAGGGAGAAAAUGUGAAGGGAGUAGAGGAUAAGUUUCUGAAGAUAAAGGAAUUGGAGGAGUAUUUGGUAGACGACGAGGAAAGGGAAUAUGGUCUAAAGAAGGAGAAGAAAAUUAAGAGGAAGAGAGGUCAAAUUGCAGAUGAGGACGAUGAAGAUGAAAAUGAAGAAGGUGAUGAAGACGAGGAUGAUGAGCUUGGACUUAUGGGGCUUGGAGAUGAUGGUGAUGAUGGGAGUGACAUGGAGAAUGCGAGGUAUGAUGACUUUUUUACUUCUCAAAAGAAAACCAGCCAGAAGAAAAGGCCUAAGUAUGAUGAUGAAUCGGAUGACAUGGAUAUGGAUGAACAUGAAAUUGAUGAUAGUGAUCAGAAUGAACAAAGUCAUCCGAUCCAAGGGAAAGAGCUAGGGCAACUCCGUGCUAAGGUUGAAGAGCUGGAAAAGGAAAAUUUGCAGGGCAAGACGAAACAAAGUCUUUCUACCCAUGAAAAAGAGCUAGAGAAACUUCGUGCUGAGAUAGAAGAAAUGGAGAGAGCGAACUUGGAACCAAAGACAUGGACAAUGCAGGGCGAGGUCAGUGCUGCUAAAAGACCAAAAAAUAGUGCUUUAGAGGUCGAUAUGGAUUUUGACCAAAAUGUGAGACCACCUCCAGUUACAACAGUGGAGGACACUGCAUCUCUUGAAGAAUUAAUUAUGAAACGUAUAACUGAGGGCCAAUUCGACGAUGUCCAGAGGCCACCUACGUUAUUAAACAAGGCACCAAAAGAGAGAAAAGAGAUGGAUGAAAAUAAGAGCAAAAAGGGUCUUGCUGAACUUUAUGAGGAUGAGUAUGCUCAGAAGACUGGCCUUGUCUCUACUGCAUUGUCUUUCUCAGAUGAACAAAAGAAAGAAGCAAGUAUGCUAUUCAAGACACUCUGUCUGAAGUUGGAUGCUCUAUCUCAUUUCCAUUUCUGUCCGAAACCGGUUAUUGAAGACAUGUCCAUACAAGCAAAUGUCCCUGCUCUGGCAAUGGAAGAGGUUGCACCACUGGCUGUGUCUGAUGCAGCUAUGCUAGCUCCUGAAGAAGUAUUUUCUGGCAAAGGUGACAUUAAAGAAGAAACUGAGCUAACAAAGGCAGAUAGAAAGAGGAGAAGGGCAAAGAAGAAAAGACAGUUUAAAGCUGAAUCUGUCAAACGGAUGGCAGUAAAGGCAGAGCUGAACACAUUGAAGAAACCCGAGAAUGUCGCAGGGAACGGGGAGUCAUGAAACAGUUCGAAUGAAACGUUUCCUGCCUUUAACCACUGUGGCCGUCUUCUUCUAUUCCUGGCACCUCAAUUAUUAUUCAAGUGGAAGAACAAAAAAGCUUCCAGUGAAGCUGAGGAUGAGACAAAGGAGAAUAUAUACGCUGAAUCUCAACUGCUGGUGCGUUGAUCUCCGCUUGGCAAAUAUGAGUUUUCUUAAACACACUCCUCCCAAUCCUCCAUUUUUGUCAAUUUAUACGCAAGAAAUCAUGGAGUUACGGUUGAUAUACAAGAAAUCUAAUGGAUUUUACUAA